Molecule: messenger RNA, 6087 nt
Organism: Syngnathoides biaculeatus (alligator pipefish)
Lineage: Eukaryota; Metazoa; Chordata; Actinopteri; Syngnathiformes; Syngnathidae
Gene: hip1
Product: huntingtin interacting protein 1
Exons: 31
Coding region: 192-3335 (1047 amino acids)
Biological process (GO): actin filament organization; endocytosis; clathrin coat assembly
Cellular component (GO): extrinsic component of postsynaptic membrane; presynapse; actin cortical patch
Molecular function (GO): actin filament binding; clathrin-cargo adaptor activity; phosphatidylinositol-3,5-bisphosphate binding
Source: RefSeq, a predicted model, not a curated record
GGGUGUUAUUUUACAGAGGCCAACAUUUGUCCCGCUGAACGGAACAAGUCCAGUUUCGACAUGGACAGCUAUCGCCGCCAUAGUUAAUGUAGCUUUGCUCAUUUUUGUUUUUGUUUUUAUUUUUAUUGGAACGUUUUCCCCUUGGAGUGUUUUUUUUUUAUUGUUUUUUUUUUGUUUGCCAGCCCGAGACGAUGGAUCGAGUGAAAAGCUCCAUGCAGCAAGUCCCCAACGCCAUCCCGAAAGUGAUUCGACGCACCGGAGGCGCUAACAGUCUGGAUCUGGAGAAGGAAAACUUUGAGAGAGGGCAGGCAGUCAGCAUCAACAAAGCCAUCAACACGCAGGAGGUCGCUGUCAAAGAGAAGCAUGCCAGGACCUGCAUCUUGGGGACUCAUCACGAGAAAGGCGCCCACACGUUCUGGGCGGCCGUCAACCGGCUCCCCGUCUCCAGCAAUGCGGUCCUUUGCUGGAAGUUCUGCCACGUCUUCCACAAACUGCUACGGGACGGACAUCCAAACGUGAUAAAGGACUCGAUGAGAAAUAAGGCUGACUUGACGGAUAUGAGCAGGAUGUGGGGUCACCUGAGUGAAGGCUACGGGAAGCUCUGCAGCAUCUACCUCAAACUGCUCAUCACCAAAAUGGAGUUUCACAUCAAAAACCCUCGGUUCCCCGGCAACCUGCAGAUGUCAAACAGACAACUCGAAGAGGCGGGAGAGAAUGACGUCAACAACUUCUUCCAGUUAACGGUGGAGAUGUUCGACUACCUGGAGUGCGAACUCAACCUCUUCCUUGGCGUGUUCAGCUCCCUGGAUAUGUCCCGGUCCGUGUCGGUGACCGCCGCGGGCCAGUGUCGCCUGGCCCCGCUCAUCCAAGUCAUCCUGGACUGCAGCCACUUGUACGACUACACGGUUAAGCUGCUCUUCAAGCUGCACUCAUGCCUUCCGGCGGACACCCUCCAAGGCCACCGAGAUCGCUUCCAGGAGCAGUUUCGGAAGUUGAAGAGUCUUUUUUAUCGCUCCAGCAACUUGCAGUAUUUCAAGAGGCUGAUUCAGAUCCCGCAGCUGCCUGAGAAUCCGCCGAACUUCCUGCGGGCGUCCGCCCUGUCGGAGCACAUCAGCCCCGUGGUCGUGAUCCCCGCAGAGUCGUCGUCCCCGGAGUCCGAACACACGGUGGAGACCGACGACCUGGUGGACACGGACCUCCCCGCCGUGCCGGCUCCGGUGGAGACCAAAUUUGAUGACCUGUUUGGAACGUCCGCCGCAAUCGAUCCCUUCAACUUCAACAAUCAGAACGGGAUGCGCAAGGAUGAUAAGGAUCGGCUGAUUGAGCAGCUGACAAGGGAAAUCCAGAUCCUGAAGGACGAGUUGGAAUCCUUCCGAUUGGAGACCGGACGAUUGUGUCAGGCCCUGAGGGGCCGCGUCAACGAGCUGGAAGCGGAGCUGGCCGAGCAGAGCCACCUGAGGCUGCAGGCGGCGGCGGAGAGCGAGUUCCUCAAGGCGGAGCUCGACGACCUCAGGAGGGUCAGGGAGGACACUGAGAAAGAGCAGCGGACUCUGACCGAGAUCGAGAAAAAGGCUCAGGCCAACGAGCAGCGCUACACCAAGCUGAAGGAGAAGUACAGCGAGCUCGUGCAGGGCCACGCCGAAUUGCUGAGGAAGAACGCCGAGGUCACCCGGCAGAUGACCGUGGCCCGAGCCGCUCAGGACGAGGUGGACGCGGUGAGGAAGGAGAUGCAGGACAAGGUGAAGGCGGCCCAGGAAUUUGCGGACAGGCAGGAACGGGCGCAGCGCGAGCGCGUUGAGGAGAUGCAGAGGGAGUUGGUGUCCAGCAGGGCCGAGCUGGAUUCCCUCAAGACCACCAUGGCCUCCUCUCAGCAGUCCAGCGAGGCGCUCGGCGCCCAACUGGCUGCCGCGGAAUCCGAGAAAGCGGCGCUCGUCGAGUCGCUGUCCAAAGCGGAGGCCGAGCUGGCCGUCCAGGGGGAGGAGCUCCAGCGCGUCGGCAGCUCUUUGGCGACGGAGCGGGAGACCGCCGUCAAGAUGGCGGAAGCCCUGCAAAAUCAGCUCAAUGACAAGGAGAGCAGAGAGCAGGCGUUGGAGAGCCAGCUGGUCGCGGCCCGCUGGUCCAGCCUGCGGGGGGCUGCGGAAGAGGCGGAGAAGAUCGUCCGAGACUCGCUGACCCGGAUCGACGACCCGGCCCACAUCGGCUGCACCGGCUCAGCGGAUUACCUGGCGUCUCGAUGUCGCGCGUCCUUAGACUGCGUGGAGCGGCUCCAUCCCGCCAGAGACGCCUUCCUAGCUAACGACGCGGGUGCGUCUCAGUUGCUCCGAGUGGUGACCCAAUGCGGCCACCUAGUGGGCGACACCAUCGUUCAGGGCAGCGCCACCUCCCACAUGGUGCCGGUGGAGCAGGCCGACGUUCUUUUGGAAAGCGUGAAGGCGUGCGGUGCCGAGGCUCUGGUUCUGCUGCGCCACUUGAAGGCGGAGGACGACAUCGCCACGGCCGACGACUCCAAGCUGAAAGAGGCUCUCCGGGCCGCGCUGGCCUCCGCAGAGAAACUGCGUCCUCGGGGUCUGGAGCUGCAGCAGGGGGAGCUGGGAGAUCUCGUGGAGCGGGAAAUGGCGGCCACAUCUGCAGCCGUGGAGUCCGCCGCCGCCAGGAUAGAGGAAAUGCUCAACAAGUCUCGAGCGGUCGACACGGGCGUCAAGAUGGAGGUCAACGAGAGGAUCUUAGCUUCGUGCACGGAUCUGAUGACGGCCAUCAAGGCGCUGGUUCUGUCCUCCAAAGAUCUGCAAAGGGACAUCGUCGAGGCCGGGAGGGGCGCAGCCUCCACCAAGGAAUUCUAUGCCAAGAAUUCCCGCUGGACGGAAGGCCUGAUUUCCGCCUCCAAGGCGGUGGGAUGGGGCGCCACUGUCAUGGUGGACGCCGCCGACCUCGUGGUGCAGGGCCAAGGGAAGUUCGAGGAGCUGAUGGUGUGCUCUCACGAGAUCGCCGCCAGCACGGCGCAACUGGUCGCCGCCUCGAAGGUGAAGGCGGACAAAGACAGCGGCAACUUGCGUCGGCUGCAGCAGGCGUCUCGGGGGGUCACCCAGGCGACUGCCGCCGUCGUGGCCUCCACCAAGUCCGGGAAGUCCCAAAUCGAAGACAAAGAUACGAUGGACUUCUCCAGCAUGACGCUGACGCAGAUCAAGCGACAAGAGAUGGACGCCCAGGUUCUGGUGCUGGAGUUGGAGACGCGUCUGCAGAAGGAGCGCCAGCGUCUCGGGGAGCUGAGGAAGAAACACUACGAGUUGGCGGGGGUCGCCGAAGGUUGGGGGGCCGACGAGGAGGGCUCAGGUUGACCCCCCCCCCCACCUGCCCCCCCAGAACCACAUCCCCCACCGUCGUGGCCUCAGGCCGGAAGAAACUUGUAUUGAUACACUCUUCUCCAUGUCCGUCUUUGCUAGAUUUUCCGCUCUUGUGUGUCCGUUUGUUAAUCAGGCCAAAUGACACGGUGCUUGCUCGCUAAACCUGAUUCUUCACGCCCAGAUCUGGGGGGGCGGGGGGGGUCUUCCACGGGGGCGGGGGGCAGCGGCACGGGAGGCCACGAGGAACAAGAACGACUCGACUUUGCGGCGUCGCGCCUCCUCCUCGGAUCGCGUGCGUGGAGCAGUACACUACUUAUUUAUUAUCUGCGCUCCCCUGAUGCUAAUUGCUAGCAAACUCGUUCACCCCGAGGAGUUCGAGCACAAGUUCCAAUUCUCGAAAGGACAAGGGCGAGGUCCGAAUUCCCCCACCCCCGCCCCGAAUCGGGUGUCGGCAGAACAAAUCGGACCAAAAGAAGCCUCUCGCGCUCGGGUGCCGGACGUCAGUUUCGACGUGCGCUAGCUCGCUAGCCGCCCGCUCGGUAGCGCUUCGCUGGACCCGCCUGCCUUUCAUCUUCGUGACCGAGCUGACUGUUAAACCCCGCCGGAACCUCCACCCCAUCCCGUUUAGGUUUGCCAAGAAGGGGGGAAGGCGACCAAUCCUUGUCGUAAACUGUAAGCGGCAGCGCGCGCACAAGCGAUUAGCCAACAAAUUAUAGUCAGCAACUGUUAGCAGGAGGAGUUUAGCUCGCUAGCGAAGCAACAACGCGUUGGGCUCUGGUGCCUUUUCAAUUAUUAUAGAUUAUUAUUAUUAUUAUUAUUAUUUAGAUUUGCCAAACUAGAGCUACAACGGCCCGCUUUGGAGAAUCGGGCGCACAAUUAGCAAAUGUAGAAUUAUUAUUUUUUAGACGGGAACAUCAUUUUAACCGCGUUCUACUUGUCGACCGCUUAGUGCAGACCACGUCGCGGUCGUCACUUUCGCAGGGAACAAAACUUCAGCGGCGUCGAGACGAGUCGGCCUUCGUUCGCUUCGAAAUUAUGUGGACUAUGAAGUGUAUGGAGGUAAAUAUGUUCCGCUAAGAUUUUAUUUUGAAAUGCCACCGAAAACAGGAUUUUAAUUUGAAAUAUCAAGUGAUUACAUUUUCAACAGUUGCUACAAUUCGCUGUCUGAAAUUCAACCGUCUAAACUGUUAUUACUGUGGAACAAAAAUAUUUAAUCAUCUCAUCAUAUUUACAUCAAUUUAUGAACUAGUUUUGGACUCAGAAAUCAAGGCUAGUACCGUGUUUUUCCAACUAUUCACGUUUGGUAACACAAAAAUGCUUGUAAUAUCUCUACUUUAUCAUUUAUGAUAUCUGACAAUUUUAAAUUUUGGUACAGAUUUGAACUAGAAUCAUGGAAAUUGACACACUAGAUUUGGCUUCGCGGGCCACUUAAAAUCAUAAGGUGGGCCAGAUCUGGCCCCCCAGGCCUUGAGUUUGACACAGUAUCAGUCGAGUGUACCCCUUUAAAAAUUUGGUACCGAUUUUGAAUGGAAUUAUGGAAAUUGACACACUAGAUUUGGCUUCGCGGGACACUUAAAAUCAUAAGGUGGGCCAGAUCUGGCCCCCCCAGGCCUUGAGUUUGACACCUGUGACAUCCAGUAUCAGUCGCUCACAUUUGAAAAAUGUCCAGGUGUGGUCAGUCAUGCCCGCGGAUAUAAAGUUACGGGUGUGUGUUCUGUUCGUAAUUAUGAGUGUACCCCUUUAAAAAUUUGGUACCGAUUUUGAAUGGAAUUAUGGAAAUUGACACACUAGAUUUGGCUUCGCGGGACACUUAAAAUCAUAAGGUGGGCCGGAUCUGGCCCCCCCGGGCCUUAAGUUUGACACCAUUGUUCUAAAUUCAGUGUUAAGAAGGGCGGGGCUACUUCAGGUCACAACCAAACAGCCAGCCAAUCCAGUGACGCUUUCUUAGGAUGUCACGUCACGUGACAAAGAAAGCGUGACUGCGAUUGGCUGGCUGUUCAGUUCUGACCUGAAGUAACCCUGCCUGGCGGCACAGACGGCGAAUUGUGGGAAGUACUAAAAAUGCGAUGACUUUACAUUUCAAAUUAAAAUCCUGUUUUCUGUGGCAUUUCAAAUUCAAAUCCUGGUGGCACAUAUUUACUUCCAAAAUAAAAGUGAGGUAGGCAGAAAACAACAGACGCCAUUUUUUUGUCCCGCGAGCGGGAGGCUCAUCGCGACCGCGUUUUGUGGUCUUAAACAUAAUUUGGGCGCAAAUAGUCGCAGGUGUUCAAAUGCUAUUUUCGAUAAAUCUUCAACACCUUCUGAUGUAGUUAUUAUUAUUUUUUUAUUUUUUAGAAAAAGUUAGCGUCAAAGUAAAGCUCACGCAAGUGUUCCUGCAGCGCCGUCGUCCCCGUUGUAUUUAAUACUUCAUCCCCGUUGAGAAUCAUUCGAAAAGCGCAUCGGCGGUGACGAUGAUUGCUCCGUCGUCGUGACGACCGCUUGCGAUAUUAUUAUUAUUUUUUUUUCGUUGUUGUUGUCCCCAAAUCUCGUUUUAUUAACCCCCCCGUCUCUGGUCCGCCGUCGUACCAGCUCAGCCAGCCUUUCAAACUGCCUCACACUCGUAGUUCGAGAAACUACUCACUCGCGUAGCGACAUUGACGUGUUUUUGUAUCGUGUACUAAACCGAUGUUGGUGGGUUUUGUUUAUUUUUUCAGUUUUUAAAAAUAAAUAUUUCAACUUGUUAAUAACAGUCAUGGGCGUGUGUCAU